Molecule: messenger RNA, 1799 nt
Organism: Ahaetulla prasina
Lineage: Eukaryota; Metazoa; Chordata; Lepidosauria; Squamata; Colubridae
Gene: ZNF706
Product: zinc finger protein 706
Exons: 4
Coding region: 167-397 (76 amino acids)
Source: RefSeq, a predicted model, not a curated record
CCGACGGACUGACGGACCGGGCGACAGACAGGAAGACGGACAGGAAGGCGCGCGGGCUCUUCCAUCCUUUCGAGCGGGCGGCGGCGGCCGCUGCUGCGGGGCUGCCCGGAGCCACUCCUCGCCGUCGACUUGACGCCUCGCCGGCCGGAGAAACCACAACCCGGAUAUGGCUCGUGGACAGCAGAAAAUCCAGUCACAACAGAAAAAUGCCAAAAAGCAAGCUGGACAGAAAAAGAAACAAGGCCAUGAUCAGAAGGCAGCAGCUAAAGCUGCUUUAAUAUAUACAUGCACCGUCUGUAGGACACAGAUGCCAGAUCCCAAGACCUUCAAGCAGCACUUUGAGAGCAAGCAUCCCAAAACCCCCCUUCCUCCAGAAUUAGCUGAUGUUCAGGCAUAAAGUUCACUGGUGAAUUCAUGGAAUAUUGACUCUUCUGUUGUCAGACAUUACAUAACAAAUCUGCAGCUGCUUUUCUAACAAACUCUUGAUCAGCAAAAAAAUGAAGGGGCUAUAGAAACAUUCAUAUUUUUAUGCUGUUCCUCUUGGGCUUCAUGUAAAGACAACUCUGUGUAAUUGUACAGUUGAAAAUCUGGAAAUUGGUUCAUUCUAAAAAAUUUUUUACAGUUGUAAUUAUAUUGAUGUUCAUAUUGUGUAAAAUAACUCAUUUAAUAAAAUAGUACUUUGAUUUUACAAUAUCACAGGUCAAACGCUUGUAGAAAUUCUAUUUCCAUGUUUUAUUUGCCUUAUAAAUCUUCAACAAGUGAACUUCUCACCCUGCCAAAAAUUAGGUAGUUUAGUUAGGGUAGAUUCAUUGCUGUUAAUGAAACAAGGAAAUAAUUUCUCCAUUCAAUACGAUACUUGCCUGAGCGCACUCAUUUUCUUAAAAAAACAAAAACAAAAAAACCCCACUGCUUUUGACUGAAGACGUGUGCACUUUCAACUACUUAAGGUUGGAGUGCCUCUUCUGCCCGGCCAUUGUGAAAUUUCACUCUGCAUUGAGGCACUUGUAUCUUGGAUUUAUGCACUGGAGUCACCUGCAGUAGCAGUGAAUCAUUAUACUAAAUGGUGGGAUAUCAGAAGUAUACUUGAACUGAACAUUGUUGUUGGUUUUUUACAUGAUCUGAGUGGUUCAGACUAUAGCAACAUGAAGUAACUGCUUUCUGUUGUGAAGACCCACUGUGUAACUUCUCAAUUGUACCUGUAAGAAGUGGGCCACCUGGCAACCUUUCAUAUGUAAAAAUGACUACUGUAAAUGUUUCCCUGUUUGAAAACAAAAAUGGAAAAAGCUUAUUUGUUGGAAUAGGAUUGCAUAUGACGAGAGAAAUAAUGGCUUAUUCAUUUGAUUAGUUGGAACUGAUUACAUAUAGCAGUGUGGAUGCUAAAAUUUCAAUACCAGGCAGUGUUGCAUUAUGUUACAGAUUUCCAAACUAUGUUUGAGCAGGAUUCUGAUCUCAGGUGCAAUCUAUAAGUUCUGCCCCAGGUGCUUUUCACUCAAACAGAUAAUUUGUGACUGAUUACUUAUGUUACUGGUUUGACACUGAUAGUAAUAUUAACCAAAGUUUGCUUUGUGCCUAGAACAGACAUCUUUGAAAUCAUUCUGUUAAGCCAGUACACAUAAUCCACAUUUGAUACAUAAAAAAAUAAUAAUUGUGAUCUGUUUGUUUACUAAUCUGAUAUGUCUGUUAAGUUGAUGCUAUUUUCAUUACCCUGGGGUAAACAAUACCAGUAACACUGCUUACUUGCACUUGUAACCUGACAUUGGAAUAAAGCUCUUGCUUCGUUGUUUUUUUUCCUUACCUAA